Molecule: messenger RNA, 1035 nt
Organism: Miscanthus lutarioriparius
Lineage: Eukaryota; Viridiplantae; Streptophyta; Magnoliopsida; Poales; Poaceae
Source: the annotation of a GenBank genome assembly
AUGCAGGUCAUGAGAGAUGGUAUGAUUGCACAAUCAGGAAAGUAUGAUGAAUUAGUAGAAGCAGGUUCUGAUUUUGCAGCUCUUGUUGCUGCUCAUGACAGUUCAAUGGAACUGGUGGAGCAACGUUGUCAAGUAGAGAAACCUGAGCAUUUUCAGCCUACUGCAGUAGUUAGAAUCCCUUCUCUACGCUCUAGAUCCAUUGGAAAGGGUGAGAAGGUGAUUGUUGCACCAGAAAUAGAAGCAGCCACUUCUAAGAUUAUACAGGAAGAGGAAAGGGAGUGGUCAAUCGUGUGGCAGGGCUCUGAUAUGGCUAGUGACUAUUGGCUAUCGUACGAAACGUCAGGAAGCAUACCAUUUAACCCAUCAUUGUUCAUUGGAGUGUAUGUGGCCAUAGCAGCUUUUUCGAUGGUCCUUCAAGUUGCCUGGCCAUCAGUUAUAGCCGUAAUUCCACUUCUACUAUUGAACAUUUGGUACAGGAAUUUGUUGGCAGCAUGGAAAAUAGAAGAGCAUCUUCCUUCUUCAAAUUGGCCCACUCAUGGGGACAUUGACAUUAAGGAUCUAAAGGUUAGGUAUCGACCAAAUACACCUUUAAUUCUGAAAGGCAUUAAUAUAAGUAUCAGUGGUGGAGAAAAGAUAGGAGUUGUAGGAAGGACAGGCAGUGGCAAGUCAACUUUGAUCCAAGCGUUGUUCAGGCUCGUAGAACCUGCAGAGGGAAAAAUGAUCAUUGAUGGAAUAGACAUAUGCACACAGGGUCUGCAUGAUUUGAGAUCUCAUUUUGGCAUAAUUCCACAGGAACCAGUACUGUUUGAAGGAACAAUUCGAAGCAACAUUGAUCCAAUUGGGCAGUAUUCAGAUGCAGAAAUAUGGCAGGCUCUUGAGCGCUGUCAGUUGAAGGAUGUAGUAGUUUCCAAACCUGAAAAACUUGAUGCUCCAGGUCUGGUAAAAGAAUUUGACUCACCAUCGAGGUUGAUCGAACAACCGUCCCUCUUCGGUGCUAUGGUUCAGGAGUAUGCCAAUCGCUCAUCGAACCUGUAA